This is a messenger RNA of Chenopodium quinoa (quinoa), 1455 nucleotides long. Its product is annotated as protein transport protein SFT2-like. Gene Ontology annotation, cellular component: membrane. The record is from RefSeq and is a predicted model, not a curated record. The transcript has 4 exons. Bases 244 to 948 code for a protein of 234 amino acids. Gene Ontology annotation, biological process: vesicle-mediated transport. NCBI's taxonomy places the organism in Eukaryota, Viridiplantae, Streptophyta, Magnoliopsida, Caryophyllales, Amaranthaceae.
UUUUCAGAUCGAUUUCAAAUCGGGUCGGAACGGGUAUGGUUUUCACAUCUCUAAUCCGGUAGUCGUACUCAGUAAAAUAGCAUCAGAAAAAAAAAAACCGCUGUAUUGUGCAUCACUGUAUCUCAAACUAAACAAAUAAAAAAACAGCACCUAAUCUUCUUCAUUAAUUUCUCUCCCUUUAAUCUCAUCUUCUUCCAUAGUUCUAAACAAAAUUCUUCAGAAACCAGAGAAAGAGGAGAGAGAAUGAAAGCAGCUCAAUCAUGGUUUACAGGCACCGAGGAAUUGCCGCAGACAACUUCCGCCAAGCCAUCGACGUCGUCGUCUUCGUCGUUGUUAGCUGAUUGGAAUUCAUACGCUGCUACUCAAGAUCAAAAUUCUUCCGCCGAUUUCUCCUCCACUUUAGGUUUUGAUAUUGAAUCCGCUGUCAGAUCCGCUAACGACACCGUUUCCGGCACUUUCAAUGUGGUUUCUAAAGGGGUAAGAGACUUGCCGGGGAGCCUGCAGACUGCCACUAGUAAUGUACCCUCGGGAAAAUCUCUUAUGUACUUUGGUUUACUUCUAGCCACUGGAGUGUUUUUUGUCUUCAUUGCUUUCACUAUGUUCCUUCCGGUCAUGGUAUUGAUGCCUCAAAAGUUUGCUAUCUGCUUCACUCUUGGAUGUGGGUUCAUCGUUGGGUCGUUUUUUGCACUGAGGGGGCCAUCUAAUCAGCUAGCUCAUAUGUCUACGAAAGAGAGACUUCCAUUUUCAUUGGGAAUUCUUGGCUGUAUGUUUGGUACAAUCUAUGUGUCCAUGGUGCUCCAUAGCUACAUUCUAUCUGUUCUUUUCUCCGUGUUACAGGUAUUUGCACUGACAUACUAUGCUAUUUCUUACUUUCCUGGCGGUUCUUCUGGGUUGAAAUUCCUCACUUCUGCACUUACAUCAUCAGUUACGAGAUUAUUUGGGAGGUGACAUUCUUCAUAUCAAGCUGAUUGCUAAGUGCUUAUGCCAUUGUAGAAUUUAUUUUCUCUCUUCCACAUCAAACUCCCUAAUUCUGCUUGAUAAUUGAAGAAUGGUAUAUUCUAAAAUGUUAUUGUGUAGCUUUAGCGCGGUGUUCCCUCAUUUGUGAAUGUUUAAAAAUCUAUGAGUAUAGCAAAUCGUACAGGAAAUUUUGUUUCAGAAUGCAAAUUAUGCUGCAUUUUAAAGAUGUACCAUCUCUUCAAGUUUGCAGUUUGCUCCAUGCUUUUGACUUCUGAAACAGAGAAAAUGUGUAUAUAGUAUAUACAGAGAAAAUACUUAUUCUUAAAGGAGAGAGCGAAGCUGAUGUAGCAGCAGCCUGCAAGCUUGCGAAAAUUUGAACUAGAACAUUGAGCAAAUGGUUCAUUGUCUGGAUGCUUUUAUGAUUAGAAAGCCGUUGUCCUUUCCUGAACAAUUAUCAAUCAAUAAUGAAAAGAAAAUGACUUGCUAGUUGUUACUUGA